AUGGGACUUAGAAGCGUGCUGGCCGGGGUGGCCCUUCUCGGUAGCUUAGCUGAUGCCGCGUCAAGCUUUAGUCCUGCAAGGCCUCCUGCAAUUCCUCUAGCUGUCAAGUCGCCAUACCUCAACUCAUGGCUAAAUGUCGGUAGCGACGGUGGGAAUGGAGGCUAUCUUGCUGGUGAAUGGCCAAAGUUUUGGAGUCAACAGAACACUGGCUGGGCAGGAUUCAUCCGUGUAGAUGGGAAAGCGUACAACUGGCUAGGCGCACCGCCUGGCGCGGAUGUGGUAGAUCAAACUGAGUUCUCUUACACGUCGACACGAAGCACGUUUGUGAUGAACGUAGGCGGCAAGGUUGAGAUGAAUAUCACAUUCUUGUCGCCUGUAACGCCUUCCGAUCUGAAACGACAAUCUCUAGUAUUCUCUUACCUCGAUGUUGGUGUACACUCGCUGGACGGCGCCAAUCAUGAUGUUCAGUUGUACGCUGAUGUCUCAGCUGAAUGGGCUUCUGGUGACCUUAACGCCAUUAUCGAGUGGGACUACAAAUCUGCCGACGGAGUUGCAUACCAUCAGUUCGAGCGUCAGGACCAGGCGGCGAUUUCCGAGACUAACCAGCAAGCAAACUGGGGCACUUGGUUCUGGUCCACCAAAGAUGAGGAUAAUCUCUCAUGGCAAAUUGGGGCCGACACUGACGUGAGAGGCGCUUUUAUCAACAAAGGUGUUCUUCCCAAUACCAAAGACACUAACUUCCGAGCUGUACAAGAUAACUGGCCGGUUUUCGGUUUCUCUAGCGACCUUGGUUCCGUCGGGUCGUCUACCGUUUCAACCUUGUAUACACUUGGUAUGACACAGGACGGCGCAAUCAACCUCCUAGGAGAAGGCAGCGACCUCACCACUUAUCCUGCACUGUGGCAGAGCUAUUUUGACUCGGCUGUUGACGCUGUGACCUUUUUUUACAACGAUUACGACGAGGUUUCGGAGCUAUCUACGGACUUGGAUAACAAGGUGGCCUCGGACUCGUUAGCUGCUGCAGGCCAGAACUACUUGACUUUGACAAGCCUUAGUGUCAGACAAACGUUCGGCGCCCUACAAUUUACAGGAACCGACGCGGACCCUCUAGUGUUCCUCAAGGAGAUCAGCUCAAACAGUGACAUCCAAACUGUAGACGUCAUCUUCCCCGCCAUUCCGCUGAUUCUAUACACGAACCCCUCUCUGCUCGACUACAUGCUCAAGCCGUUAUUCCUCAAUCAGGAGAGCGGCCACUAUCCCAACACUAACGCUAUCCACGACCUUGGUACUUUCCCCGUCGCUAAGGGCUAUCCUAAUGGUGAUGAUGAGCUCAUGCCACUAGAAGAGUGUGGUAACAUGAUUAUCAUGGUGCUUGCGUAUGCGCAACGUACCGGCGACAAUGCUUACCUUACCCAGCACUAUCCCAUUCUGAAGCAAUGGGCAGGCUACCUCGUAGACGAGGCCUUGAUCCCCGCAGAUCAAAUUUCAACCGAUGACUUUGCAGGCUCUCUAGCUAACCAGACGAACCUGGGACUCAAGGGAAUUAUCGGUCUGAAGGCUAUGGCCGAGAUUUCCGAACUUACGGGCAACGAUGACGACGCCAAGUCGUUCGACGACACAGCGAAGUCUUAUAUUGAGCAGUGGCAAGGAUUCGGGCUGAACACGGCAGCGGACCCGCCGCACGCGACACUGAGCUAUGGAGACGACGACUCCCACGGGUUACUCUACAACUUGUACGCCAACUCACUGCUGGGAUUUGGAGAUUUUGUACCGAAGUCUGUGUAUGACAUACAAUCAGACUUCUACCCGACGGUAGCGCUCGAGUAUGGUGUACCGCUCGAUACACGCCACACGUAUACAAAGACUGAUUGGAUGUUAUGGGCUGCAGCUAUCUCUAGUGAGGAGACUCGCGAUACUUUCAUCCGCCUGAUCGCUGGUUGGAUUGAUAGCACGCCUACUAAUAAGCCACUGACUGAUCUUUACGAUGCUGCUACCGGCGAUUACCCCGGCGGCCUCCAGUUCACGGCGCGACCUGUGGCCGGUGGCCACUUUGCGCUGCUAGCACUACCGUAG
Messenger RNA from Daldinia childiae, 2073 nucleotides. Its product is annotated as putative glutaminase protein. The record is from RefSeq and is a predicted model, not a curated record. The transcript has 6 exons. Gene Ontology annotation, biological process: carbohydrate metabolic process. Bases 1 to 2073 code for a protein of 690 amino acids. NCBI's taxonomy places the organism in Eukaryota, Fungi, Ascomycota, Sordariomycetes, Xylariales, Hypoxylaceae.